AUGCGCCGGUACGCGCUGCUCCCGAUCGUCGCGGCGUCGCUCCGCACGGCGCCGCCGACGGCGCCGCCGCAGCGGCUCUUCGUCGCCGGCCUGGGCUACUGCGGCCUGCGCGCCGCCCGGGCCUUCCGGGCGGCCUACCCGGCCUGCGCGAUCGCCGGGUCCGCGCGGUCCGAGGAGCGCGCCGCGGCGCUGCGGCGCGACCACCCCUGGCUCGACGCGCGCGUCUUCGACCUCGACGACGCCUACCGCGGCCUCGACGGCGCCGGCGAGGCGGCGCUCGGCGCGGCGACGCACGUGGUGUCGACGAUGCCGCCCAUCGCCGACGGCGACGCGGACCCGCUCCUCGCGCUCCACGGGCUCCCCGACGGGUGCUGGGCCGCGUACCUGUCUACCACGGGCGUCUACGGCGACCACGGCGGCGCCUGGAUCGACGAGGCCGCGGAGCUUCGCGGCGCCGGCGCGCGCGAGGCCGCGCGGGUUCGCGCCGAGGCCGCCUACGUCGCCCGCGGGGGCGUCGUCCUGCGCCUCGGCGGCAUCUACGGGCCGGGCCGGUCGCUGCUCGACGCGAGCCGCGCGGCGCCGACGCGGCGGGGCGCGCCGGGCAAGCCCGUGAACCGCGUGCUCGUCGACGACGUCUGCGGCGCCCUCGUCGCCCUCGCGGCGGCCGGCGCGCGCGGCGACGUCGUCAACGUCGUCGACGACGACCCGGCGCCGCGCGCGGACGUCGUCGCCUUCGCGCGCGAGCUCACGGGCGCAGGCGACGCGCCGCCGCCGCCGCCGCGAGCGCCGCUCCGCGCGGCGCGCUCCGCGGGCGCCAAGCGGUGCCGCAACGCCAAGCUCCGGGCGAUCUACGACCUCGUCGCGCCCACCUACCGGGAGGGGCUCGCGCGGAUCCAUAGCGGCCCGGGCAGCCUCGCAGGGCUCGACAACGGCAGCGCCGCCGCCCGGCGCCCGGCCGCCAUGGACAACGUGCUGCCCGAGUUCAAGCGCAUCGACGCGUCCGGGAGCAAGCAGCUCAGCCACCUCCACUGGGACACGACGCGGGCGCUCAAGGAGCCGAGCGGCGACUACUACAAGCCCGAUGGGUCCGAGCUCGUCGCCGAGCCCAAGCCGCCGAAGCCGGCGCCCGUGCCGCCCCAGACCAAGACCAUCUCCACGGCCCUGGCCCCGACGAAGGAGCGGCCCAUCUGCGACCGCGAGCGCGGCGACGCGCGGCGGGACCGCAUCGAGCGGCCCGCGGCCGAGGAGAAGCAGGCCAAGGCCAUCGCCGCGCCCCGCGAGGAGACGUCGCUGCGCGUUUAUAAUGAUGUCGAGGACGACGGCGAGCUCUACCUGUCGCGCGACGACAACACGCGGCGCAUCCGCAUCGUGCCCCUGCCCCGGGGCGCGUCGCGGACCGUGAGGCUCGAGACGGGCGCCGUCGAGGACAAGACGGCCGAGCCCGUGCGCGGCGACGUCACGGUCGCGCUGUCGACCAUGGCGCGGCUCCAGCGCGUCGACGACGACGAGGCGAGCCACGC
Molecule: messenger RNA, 1520 nt
Organism: Aureococcus anophagefferens
Lineage: Eukaryota; Pelagophyceae; Pelagomonadales; Pelagomonadaceae
Exons: 2
Source: RefSeq, a predicted model, not a curated record